AUGGCCUCGUCUCCCGAGGAGCUGGGCGAGCGCCGGAAGAUACAACGCGUGAGGAUUCGGUCGCCAACUGUUCUCAACCUCCUUGCAGAUUUAUCAUCCUGGGAUGAGAGCGAUUUGCUAGAGGCGACCAACGAUGCGAUCGUCUUCGGCCGCCCUUUCCGCACUCUUGAGUAUUGCCACGCUGGCAUGAAGAAGAAGCUUGCUGAGAUGAGGGCCGCCGAACUCUGGGUCGACAAUGGGCCAUCUGAGGGCGCGGAGGGAGAGCAAGCAGUCGAUACCUCUGCUCCUUCUCGCCCAACGCCUCUCGAGGAGAUGGAGGUGUAUGUUGACUUUGUCGAGAACAUGAUCCUGCCUCUUUAG
This is a messenger RNA of Canariomyces notabilis, 360 nucleotides long. RefSeq lists its product as uncharacterized. The record is from RefSeq and is a predicted model, not a curated record. NCBI's taxonomy places the organism in Eukaryota, Fungi, Ascomycota, Sordariomycetes, Sordariales, Chaetomiaceae. Bases 1 to 360 code for a protein of 119 amino acids. The transcript has a single exon.